UCACUGUUCCAUCAGCGACUGGGCGAACAUAGGGCACAUGGCCACUCUUAUGCUGCGUUUUUUGAAGUUUUUUUCACUGUUCCAUCAGCGACUGGGCGAACAUAGGGCACAUGGCCACUCUUAUGCUGCGUUUUUUGAAGUUUUUUCCACCUUUUCCAUCAGCGACUGGGCGAACAUAGGGCACAUGGCCACUCUUAUGCUGCGUUUUUUGAAGUUUUUUCCACUGUUCCAUCAGCGACUGGGCGAACAUAGGGCACAUGGCCACUCUUAUGCUGUGCUAAUGGAACGCAAGCGCAUCUCACAUCCAGAGUCUGACUUUUCCAGGGCUUCCAGAAAACAUACAUAA
This is a messenger RNA of Ornithodoros turicata, 346 nucleotides long. RefSeq lists its product as uncharacterized. Bases 38 to 346 code for a protein of 102 amino acids. The record is from RefSeq and is a predicted model, not a curated record. The transcript is spliced from 4 exons. Lineage: Eukaryota; Metazoa; Arthropoda; Arachnida; Ixodida; Argasidae.